This is a messenger RNA of Phalaenopsis equestris, 1840 nucleotides long. RefSeq names its product auxin-responsive protein IAA2-like. The coding region runs from base 346 to 1290 and encodes 314 amino acids. The transcript is spliced from 6 exons. The record is from RefSeq and is a predicted model, not a curated record. Gene Ontology annotation, biological process: regulation of DNA-templated transcription. Gene Ontology annotation, cellular component: nucleus. NCBI's taxonomy places the organism in Eukaryota, Viridiplantae, Streptophyta, Magnoliopsida, Asparagales, Orchidaceae. Gene Ontology annotation, molecular function: protein binding.
GUCUCUCCUCUCUCUCUCUCUCUCUCUCAACAAAGCACUCUUUCAUGGAAUCUCUAUCGCUGGCUCGGUUCUCCCCACCCCCUCUCUGAAAAAGAGAACUAAAAGACGAGCUUCUGCAACCUUUCCCUUUCUCUCGUCGCUUCAAAAACCUUAUUUUGAGGCAGCUAAGCCUUAAUCCCAGCGAUUUUUGUUCGUCGUUGAAGCCUUUAACCAGCUUUUGGGUUGAAACGAAGCACCAAAGCUGAAUCGCUUUCCUCCAUUUCCUACUGCUGUUUCCUGUUUCAACAAAGGGGCUCUUAAAGGCUUCUGUUUGUUCAAGCUUCCAUUUUUAUCUCUCGAGACGAGAUGGAUAGGGAUGUUAGAAGAGGGGGAUGUUUUGAAGAAGAUGAAGAGAGAAAGCUGGAGUUGCGGCUUGCGCCUCCUGGAGAAGACUGGCUGGAAUCCAAGGUGGAAGAUGACAAAGAUCACAUCUUUAACUCUGGUCUCUCUCUGAAUCCCUUCCCCAAUGCUUCUAAAUCCAUGGCAGCUCACCUUUCUGCUGGAGCAAAGAGAGGUUUCUUUGAAAGCACUGAAUCCAAGACAGAUGCUUUGCAGCAGCAGGAAAAAACAGAUUUUCGCCAUUUACAGAUCAAACCAGAGUUAGAAAAGGAUAUAUUGCAGAGGACAAAUGGAAGAGCAGAUCGACAGCUUUCUGUUGAGGUGAAGAAAUGCUGUCUUCCGCUACCAAUAUCUGCUACUUCUUCUGGGAGUUUAGCUGUAGCUCAUAAUAGCUCUCAGAUAAGGUCUGCUUCUACACCAGUAGUUGGUUGGCCGCCAAUUCGUUCUUCCAGAAAACAUCUCACCACUGCUUCAAAACAAGCAGUUGAGUUGAAAUCUGUAAGCUCUGAGUCAAAGCCGAAGAACGAACCGAUCCGUAAAACAUUUUUCGUGAAAAUUAACAUGGAAGGGAUCCCCAUUGGAAGAAAAAUUGAUCUACUCGCUUUUGAUUGCUACGAGAAACUCUCCUCGGCCGUCGACGAGUUAUUCCGCGAUCUUCUUGCCGCCCAAAUGGAGCCUAUUGCUGCAAUUAAGGAAAAUGUUGAAAAACAUGCAAUUAGGGGAUUGCUGGAUGGGAGCGGCGAAUAUACUCUGAUCUAUGAGGAUGAGGAAGGAGAUAGAAUGUUGGUUGGUGAUGUUCCAUGGGAAAUGUUUGUUUCUACAGCAAAGAGAUUGAGAGUGCUGAAGAGCUCUGAAGUAUCAUCAUCUUCAUCAUCUAUGCGAACAUUCUGCAGGAAGAAGAAAUCAAGUUGAUUUUUUUUACCAUAUUGCAGAGCAGAAAGCCUUUAAAUCCUUCUGACAAGCUUUAGCUAUUUGCCCUUUUUUUCUUCUUUUUGUAAAUUUUUUAAUUGUUCUUGUCAUAUUCUACUAAAAUUGUCUGCCUUUUUAAUUAUACAUUUACUUAAUUAGUCUUCUGUGUUCUUCUUCAGCCAUGAUUGAUCUGUAGUUUUAUAGGAAAUUUACAUACAUACAACAUAUUUCCUCUCUAAUUACAUAUCUUACAUGCCAGUGUUCUAAGCCUAUGCAUGUAAAUAUGAAUGUUGAGUUGUUAGAUAUGUAAAUACAGAAAAAUUAUAUGUUAUGAAUGUAAAUGCUCCAUGCAAAGAAGUGAAAAAUAAAAUGUGGACAGGUGGCUGAAUGACAGAGCUUGUUCUUCCUUGCAAGAAAUUCAUGUCGCCAUUGAUUGCACAUAGACAAUGAAAAUGAUUUUUAGGAGCUGAUUUUAGAAAUUAUUCCGAAAAGCCAAAUAGUCAAAGUCAAUCUUUGCUUUUCUUGAUAAAACAUAGGGAAAUUUACAUACCUA